UCCCCAAGUACUGCACGGUGCCUUUCUCUAGCCCACCCAGAUUAAUGUAUGCACUGGAGUACACCACACAGGGAUUCUGCGUUCUGAGCAAUUCUCCUUGCUCAUGCUUGUGAGCCUCCUUUAGCAAGGUGAUCAUUUGAUGACUGUCGCUGGUCCGUUGUCUACGGUAAGGUACUACGUACCUGAACCUCAGGGUCCACUACUCCCCGACCGCCCGGCAGAGUAUCUCGUCGCCACUUUUUUUUUCAACCAGGCUGUCGCGGCUGCCCAGAAGUGAGAACAUUGUCAAAAUUCGGACCUACAAGAGGACGACUUGCGAUUGCCUCAGCACCUUCACGACCCUACCUCCCGAUCAAAUCAAACACAAAUUCGUAGACGGACCGGGAAAAAACAGGCGGCAAACAUGGACCCAGAGGCUUCCGCCGCGCCCAGCGCUCCGAUGGCUGACCUGAAGGCGGCCAAGGCGAAGCGUGCCAACGAAGCGCGCGCCAAGCGCACCGAGGAGCGCAAAGCAAAGCGUCGCAUCAAGGCCGAAGCCAAGAAGGCCCGCAAAGCCAACGUCAAGCCCUCGGCCAAGUGGACACCGGAGCGCAAAGCAGAACUGAAGGCAAAGGGGAAAGCCAAGCGCCCAGCCAAGACCGAGCGGAAAAAGGCACGCCUGCUCAUCCGGGCGCAGAAGCUGCGGACGCAGGCCGAGAAGAUGCUAGCCGAGGCCAGGAAGGCUGAAUUGCAACACCAGCAGUGGGUUCGAGAGCAGGCGAAGUUGAAGGAGGCCGAAGGGAACGAGGACGCCGAUAUGAAAGACGAUACAUCUGAUUCGGAGUCGAGCUCCGACUCGGACUCUGACUCUUCCGACUCCACCUCCAGCUCUGACUCGGGAUCCGAAUCGGACGACGGCGGCGUAGCUGUCAAAAAAGAGGUCAAGACUGUGCCAGCCGACGAGGUUGUCAUGAAGAAACGACGUGAGAGCGACGCUGCCUCCGUUCUGAGCGUGCCCCCGGCCUCCGACACCGAAACGAAGAAGAGCAAGAAGGACAAGAAGAAGGGAAAGAAAGAAAAGGACGUCAAGGAGCCAACCAAGAAGCGCAAGAGCGAGGAUGAUGACGAGAAGAAGACCAAGUCGAAGAAGCGCAAGUCCGAGGACGUCGCCGAGGAUGCCGCCGCCGGCGACAGUGAGAACUGGAACGUGGACGAGCUCGAAGGAGGCGAGGCUCGCCAGGCCAAGAUGAUGCGCCUCUUGGGUGGUGGCAAGGCCAGCGCACCGGCAGCGGCCAAGAAGGCAGCCAAGUCAAAGGGCAGCUCGACAAAGGCGGAAGCAGAGAUUCAGCGCCAGUUUGAGGAGGGCAUGAAGGUGAAGAACGAAGGCGGCAACCAUCGUCGUGGUCUAGGAGCGUAGGGAAGAUCAAUCAAUACCAGUGGAACGAGCAGAUCAAUGGUCCCUCCAAAACUGGGACGGACGGAUAUCCCACGCCGGUUGAUUUUGUCAAUGGAAAAGUGAUAAUUAACUUAUGGAAAAUGCGCGGUCGCUGUGAGCAGCCUAAGCCCGCACGCAAGAAACCCCAUGAAACGACCGCCGUUGCCUUUUGCCCGUUGCGCCAUGUAUAUAUGUACACGUAAAUGAUUUUUCUCCAUGUCGAACCCGUGC
Messenger RNA from Emericellopsis atlantica, 1645 nucleotides. RefSeq lists its product as uncharacterized. The record is from RefSeq and is a predicted model, not a curated record. NCBI's taxonomy places the organism in Eukaryota, Fungi, Ascomycota, Sordariomycetes, Hypocreales, Bionectriaceae. Bases 404 to 1396 code for a protein of 330 amino acids. The transcript is spliced from 3 exons.